This is a messenger RNA of Aspergillus melleus, 1479 nucleotides long. RefSeq names its product putative ubiquitin C-terminal hydrolase Ubp8. Bases 1 to 1479 code for a protein of 492 amino acids. The transcript has 7 exons. Gene Ontology annotation, biological process: protein deubiquitination. The record is from RefSeq and is a predicted model, not a curated record. Lineage: Eukaryota; Fungi; Ascomycota; Eurotiomycetes; Eurotiales; Aspergillaceae. Gene Ontology annotation, molecular function: cysteine-type deubiquitinase activity; zinc ion binding.
AUGGCCAGCGUAGCUUCUGUGACGCUCCUUUCUGAGGCCGAGUUUGGCUGUGAGCACCUUGCCACUCAGCUUGCGCAUGCGGGAAGCACUGCGAAUCAGUUCAAAAACUCGUUUCUCAAGACUCACAAUGCAUUGGCCCCUCAUCCCAUUACGGCGGAGAUGAUUGGGAAGAACAAUACGAGUUCGCGUGCCUAUAGUCUUCUGAGACCCAAGUACACGUGCUUGACUUGCUCCGAAGCCUGCACCCCAAGCAGUCGGAAUAAGCACACCGAGAAAACCGGACAUUCGUUUUUCAUGGAAUCAAGAAAUCGCGCUCUGUAUUGCCAGAGCUGUGAAGAUCUCAUCUAUGAUCACGGCCUGGAGCGGCUGCGAUCGUCAUCAUCAGAGAACACAAUCAAAGUUGCCCAAAAACGUCGGUUCAGCGAGAGCUCGGCCGAUGAGCUGUAUGUCAGAAGCAACGCCAACAGACGUCUUUGUGCGAAAGCAGGCGCCAGGGGUUUGUAUAACCUGGGCCAAACUUGUUACAUGAAUGUCAUUCUUCAGACUCUGCUUCACGAUCCAAUCCUGACCACCUAUUUCCUGGGAAAUGGCCAUCCCCACCAUCACGAUUGCCAAAUACCCGAUUGCAUAGGCUGUGCGGUUGCAGAAGCAUUUGCCGAUUUCAACAGUACUGAAAAAGUGGAAGGAUUCGCAGCCCUGAACCUUCUCGUGGCAACAUGGCGGGGAAGCGCGACUCUGGCAGGGUAUCAUCAACAAGAUGCACACGAAUAUUACCAGUUUCUGGUCGAUAAGCUGCACGCAACCACCGAUGGACAUCAGGAGAACCAUGAGAAGGGUUGUCCCUGCUUCUUCCACAAGACCUUUUACGGCAAGCUUCGCAGCAGCGUGACUUGCGACAAAUGCGGCAAUGUCACGCGAACCGAAGAUCCCAUGGUGGAUCUGAGUCUAGAUGUCCAGGUGCAGGCAAAGAAGCGCGCCAUGGGCGGCUCUGGGCCCUCCUCUCCACCUACGCUGACCGGAUGCCUCGAGAGCUUUACUUCCCCUGAGAAGCUCAUGGCAGGUGUCUACAACUGCACCUCAUGUGGUGACACCCCUCAAAAGGCGACAAAGCAGCUGCGGAUCAAGAAAUUGCCGGCGAUUCUGUGCAUGCAGUUGAAGCGCUAUGAACAUACUUUUUCGGUUUCGGAGAAGCUCGAGGGCAGAAUUGAUUUCCCUCUGUCCAUCAAUAUGCUCCCGUACACAACCAACCCGCACCCCCUGACUGACAGAUCGCGGUACGUGUAUGACCUAUCGUCUGCAGUGGUUCAUAAGGGAAAACUUGACGCUGGCCAUUAUUACGCUUACUGCCGACAAGGUGAUCGGUGGAUGCUCUUCAACGAUGAUCAGGUCACUCCAGCAACUGAGGCGGACGUCCUUAACGCCGACGCCUAUCUUCUAUUCUACAAUAUCCGAUCCUUGGCCGGCGCUCCUUCGAAGUAG